AUGCAGGCCAUUCGACCUCUCAUCGAACAACAUGGCAGCGUCUGGUCAUUGGGGGUCAACCAGGUCAUGAUCGAUGCAUACUCUCCACUGCAUGCCCAAGAAAGACCGAAACUGGUUGAUUCAGUCAAAGUAACGAGGAAUAUCAGUUACGGGGAUGACUCCAGAAACAGACUUGAUGUAUACGAGCCUUUGACGACAGACCAGUCAUCAGCAGCAGGAGCCCUUCCCGUCGUCGUCUUCUUCCAUGGCGGCGGAUUCAUCGGGGGUGACAAUGAUAUCAACGACGCCUUGCACUCGAACAUCGGGUAUUACUUUGCGUCGAACGGAUGUGUCUGCGUUCUAGCCACGUAUCGUCUGGUGCCGUCUGCCCAGUAUCCCAAUGGCGCCGAAGAUGUCGCCCAGGCUCUACUCUGGGUCAAACACAACAUCGCGUCGCAUCGAGGGAACCCUUCUGCCGUGGUGGCCGUGGGGCAGAGCUCCGGUGGUGCCCAUCUGGCCAUGUCGCUGUUGCUUGGACUGUUACGAAAAGUCGACGCUCAGCCCAAAGAAAUCAUCCUGCUGAGCGCCCCGUUGUCAUACGACCUGAGACAGGAACGACGGAAAGCUACCAUGCUGCAAUACCAUCGCACCGACAGUCCGGAACAAGUCAUGAGCCACACUGCGGUUGCCCUGCUCCAGUCGGGGACGCUGGACGACAUCCGAAGCGUCCCUAUCACCUUGUUUGUGGCCGAGUUGGAUCCUCCCGAGAUCAAGAACGCGAAUGACUUGUUUCAGAGCGAGUAUGAGCGACGCCGUGGGGAGAAACUGGAUGUCUUCAUCAUGGAGGGACACAAUCACAUCUCGAACACUUACGCAAUUGGCCUGCCGGAUGAUGAGACAGGGCCGCGGAUUCUGUCGGUGCUGAAGGGCUGA
This is a messenger RNA of Capronia coronata CBS 617.96, 912 nucleotides long. RefSeq lists its product as uncharacterized. Gene Ontology annotation, molecular function: hydrolase activity. The transcript has 3 exons. Lineage: Eukaryota; Fungi; Ascomycota; Eurotiomycetes; Chaetothyriales; Herpotrichiellaceae. The record is from RefSeq and is a predicted model, not a curated record. Bases 1 to 912 code for a protein of 303 amino acids.